CCUCGUUGUGCCGCCCAUGUCUCGUCUUGACCCCGUCCAGUACGCCAUGCACCAACCAUACGAGCACACGCAAGACAACGAUAUGGACGACGAUGUCUACUCGGUUGUCUCCGCCGACUCGACUGGAAGCAUGCGCUUCUCUAGCUCCUCUUCAUCUGCAACCUCACACGACUGGGAGAUGCGGUCCGCUUCUCCGGCGCCCUCAACAUACUCGAUGACAAGUUCAUUGCGUGCAGCAUCAUACGUUCACGAAUUUGGGCGCGGAAUCAACAAUUAUUCCGAAGUAUAUCGCCUCCCGGCCGAUGAGGAAGAGUUUGACCGCUUGGACCAGCAACAUAUCAUGUUCAUGGAGGUCAUGGGCAGAUAUGCACCACCAAUACCAGAAAUCCUUGCAGAUGACACACCGGGUGUCACGAAGACGUGCGUUGAUCUCGGAUGUGGAAGCGGCAGCUGGAUACUGGAUGUCGCGCGAGAUUUCCCACAUUGCAGCGCGGUCGCAGUCGAUCUAGUUCCCAUGCAAGACGUACAUAUGCCUCCAAAUUGCAGGAGCGAAGUGGACGACAUCAACCUGGGGUUGCAACACUUCUAUGGGGCGUUCAACGUUGCGCAUGCACGCCUUGUCUCGUCUGGGAUUCGCGAUUACAGGGGCCUGAUCGACGAGAUGGCGCAGACACUGCGUCCCCGGGGUCUCCUCGAAGUCAUGGAGUUCGACUUCCGUGUAUAUGACGAGCAUCGACAGCCCAUUAUGCCCACGCGCUUGGAUGAGGAGAUGCCUGCCAUCGCUCGCUGGAUGAAUCUUGUUCAUAUCGCUGUUGAGCAGCGCGGGGGCGAGCCUGAUGCCGCCAACCAACUCAACCGAUGGGCAUCAGCACAUCCAGACCUCGAGGACGUCGUUUAUCGGGAAUUCUGGUUCCAGACGUGUCCCUGGAAGCCGGGUAGCGAUCCCGAAUCCGGGUUUGACAACCACGUAGGCGCAAUGAUGCGAGACGAUAUCCUGGCAUUCAUCAAAUCAGGGCGUCCCCUUUUACUCGGCAGCGAUCUCGACGUCUCUAUCGUCGAUGAACUCGAACUAAAUGCCGAACGCGAGCUUCUGGAAGCUAAAACACGUUCGUACAUACGAGUACAAGACGUGUAUGCUCGCCGGAAAGAUUCAUAA
Messenger RNA from Dichomitus squalens LYAD-421 SS1, 1156 nucleotides. RefSeq lists its product as uncharacterized. Bases 17 to 1156 code for a protein of 379 amino acids. The record is from RefSeq and is a predicted model, not a curated record. The transcript has 7 exons. NCBI's taxonomy places the organism in Eukaryota, Fungi, Basidiomycota, Agaricomycetes, Polyporales, Polyporaceae.